AAACUAAAUUGACCUCUGAUAUAUGUGCAAUAUCUAGCAAAUACAGCUAUUUAAUUCAAAUAGUUUGUUUGUAGUAAGAGAAACAAGAAAUAAUAAAUUAAGGAUUUUGAAAUAAAUAAAUUUCAUUCGGGAGUCAAUUUAAGUUAUGACAUAGCAAUUUAGAAACAUAAUAAAAAGAAUUUAUUUUCUGCCUGUCAUACAACUUUUCGAUUAGAAAAGUUAUCAAACUAAAGUAUUUUCAGUUUGGCUUUUGUGUGUUAAAAGUUUGAGUAAAAAUGUGUCUGAUUUUACUUAUUGCGGCGUCAUUAGUUAGUACAGCUUUAAGUGAUAAUUUAAGAGAUAAAUUAAGCAUAGGCAAUCUGUAUCCGGACGAUGCCUAUUACCACAUGAACUUCACGACAAAAUGCUUCGGAGAUUUGGGAUGUUUCUAUACCGGUCCUCCUUGGUACCAUCCUCUGUACAGACCAGUAACUGUACCGCCGCAAGAACUGCACACGAAGUUUCUGUUGUAUACACGCUCCAAUAAACAGAAGCCCUAUGAUCUGAAACCAACAACAGAAUCACUGUCAAAGUCUCCUUUCAAAGAUAAUUCAACAACAAUAGUACUCGUUCAUGGAUAUUUAGCUCGCCCAAAAGAUUUUACAGGUACAAUGAAAGAGCUCCUGAAGUAUUCCUCUUACAAUGUAAUCAUUGUCGACUGGUCACGUGAAAGUAGCGGUACUCUAGCUCAAUCUGUUGCCAACGCCAGAUUAGUCGGAGCGUAUACAGCUAAACUUCUUCAUUUAAUAAUGAAUCAAACUGGAUUGGAGCCAGAAAACAUCCAUCUUGUUGGUCACAGCCUUGGAGGUCAGCUGAUUAGUUACGUUGGAGAGAGAAUUAAUAAUUUGGGCAGAAUAACAGGCUUGGAUAUAGCAGGUCUAUACUUUGAUAAUGCACCCAAAGAAGUUCGUUUAGAUAGGAGUGAUGCUAUCUUUGUUGAUGUUAUACAGACGAAUAAAGGGAAAAAUCUUUAUGAGGGCUCAAGCCCAGAUGAUAUUGUUGGACACGCUGUUUUCACCGUCAACGGUGGUAAUCGUCAACCAGGCUGCAAAUACAAACCUACGAAACGUCCUCGUGGCUACUCUGGUCUUCAGUCCGGGCCCUUAUGCAGCCACAGGAGAGUUCUGGACAAUUUUAAGUCUUCCAUCAAUACUUGUAAGUACACUUCAUACGCAUGCUUCUCCUACGAAGCAUAUAAGAAUCGUCAAUGCAAGGACACUCCAUACAAGAACAGGAUGGGAUUCCACGCUGUCAAACCACCCUAUCAGCUCAAUUAUUUCUUGGACACCACCGGUAAAGCUCCCUACUGUGAAGCCAAAUAAUUUCUCUAAUCCUUCGAUUGUUAUGUAGUAAUGAAUCCUCAUUAAAUUAUGAAUUAGAUUGCAUUUA
Molecule: messenger RNA, 1428 nt
Organism: Parasteatoda tepidariorum (common house spider)
Lineage: Eukaryota; Metazoa; Arthropoda; Arachnida; Araneae; Theridiidae
Product: pancreatic lipase-related protein 2
Biological process (GO): lipid catabolic process
Molecular function (GO): lipase activity
Source: RefSeq, a predicted model, not a curated record